Messenger RNA from Stylonychia lemnae, 1245 nucleotides. The record is from the annotation of a GenBank genome assembly. NCBI's taxonomy places the organism in Eukaryota, Ciliophora, Spirotrichea, Sporadotrichida, Oxytrichidae.
AUGAAGCUUUUCGUAGUUUUAAUCGCUUUUCUGUGUCAUUUAAAAAUAAUUGAAGGUUUCGGGGAUUCAACUGGAAGCACAUUUGCAGAUGUAAUAGACAUUGAUGGAAAUCUAAACAUCAUUAGUGGUGGUGAAACAAGAGUGACAACUCAUGGAUUAUCUCAAGCAUCUGGAUAUUAUACUUAUUUUCAGUAUGUUAGUUACAACGGUCAAUCAGAUUGGGUUAGAAUUUAUAAUCAAGUUGCUUUUACUGAAGUGUUAAAUUUAGUUUUCUAAAAUGGCGUGACCCAAGCAUCAAGAGCAGCUGCAUUAAUCAGCAAUCCUACGUCUCUGAUAUUACAUAUUAUUUUAAUAUCUACAACAGAUGGAUCCUUGAUUAAUGCCUUUUAUGAUGAUUCUGUUGCUGGUGGUGCUUACUGGUCAUAUACUUAUUUAAACUCUGUAAUUUUGGACGCAUCAAACAAUCUUUAUUUUGGUGGAUAUACUGGAACUGGGCGUACAAUGAUUGCUAAAUUCGAUUUAACUUCAACAACUAGUCCAAAUGUUGCAAAGUGGAAAUUCGAUCAUAAGGGUGCUUUCACAUGGGCUGAUUCCGGUUAAGUUGGUGCUAUUUAUUUAGAACCAACUAACACAUAUCUAUAUUCUUCUGUCAGAUAUUAUAAGACUUAUACCAAUCCUACUCGAAAUGAGUAUUUUCCAACAGUGUAGAGAAUGUCAACUAUCACCGGCACUCUUCAAUAUGCUUACUCCAUUAACAUUACUCGGGUUCAAACAAUCGAUAUUUAAGUUCAGAGAUCAAUAGCGGUAUAAAGAUCUGGUACUUAAGACAAUAUUUUUGGUUGCUAGCCCAUUGUUUACACUAAGGUCACUCCAAAUGAAAUCAGAUUUACAUUUUAUCGCCUAGUAGUAAAUGCUGACUAUACAAUCGCUUCAUAGGUUUUCGUGGAAAUCCUUGAAUAACCUAGAUGUCUGGAUUUGAGAGUACAAUCAGUAACAUCUUUCUAUGUAUUGGCCUUAGAGUUUACACCUUUGUAUAAAAACCACUUGAUUAGAAUUUAUGACAUAACCUCAGCUGGAGCAUCAAUGACAAGAUAAGAAUUUACAUAUACCUCUAACUACAGAAUCUAUGAUGGUGUAAUCUUGCCAGACUAUACAGUUUACUAUAAUGGAGCUACUCUUUAUACUAAACUCUCAGGCACUAGAUACUUCACCUAUAUAAUCCUAUCAUUACUUCUGGAACUUUGA